AUGAUGGGGGAGUUGGAGCUUUCCAUCAUGGCGGCUUCCAUUUCGGGCUACACCUUCAGCGCUGUGUGUUUCCACAGCGCCAACAGCAACGCGGACCACGAAGGUUUUUUGCUGGGCGAAGUAAGGCAAGAGGAAACUUUUAGCAUCAGUGACUCACAGAUCAGCAACACAGAAUUUCUGCAAGUAAUUGAAAUCCAUAACCAUCAGCCUUGUUCAAAACUUUUUAGUUUUUAUGACUACGCAAACAAAGUUAAUGAAGAGAGUUUGGACAGGAUUCUGAAAGAUCGGAGAAAGAAAGUCAUUGGAUGGUAUAGAUUCCGACGAAACACUCAGCAGCAGAUGUCAUACAGAGAACAGGUUAUCCACAAACAGCUCACUCGCAUUCUUGGUGUGCCUGACCUCGUCUUCCUCCUCUUCAGCUUCAUCUCUACUGCCAACAAUUCCACUCAUGCUUUAGAAUAUGUUCUCUUUAGACCAAAUCGCAGGUAUAAUCAAAGGAUAUCACUUGCUAUUCCCAAUCUAGGCAAUACUAGCCAGCAAGAAUACAAAGUGUCUUCAGUGCCAAAUACUUCUCAGAGUUAUGCCAAAGUUAUUAAAGAACAUGGUACUGACUUUUUUGACAAGGAUGGAGUAAUGAAAGACAUCAGGGCUAUUUAUCAGGUUUAUAAUGCACUUCAGGAAAAAGUACAGGCAGUGUGUGCAGAUGUAGAAAAGAGUGAACGAGUUGUUGAAUCUUGCCAGGCAGAAGUGAACAAAUUAAGAAGACAAAUCACUCAGAAGAAAAAUGAGAAAGAACAAGAAAGAAGACUUCAGCAGGCGAUGUCAAGCAGACAGAUUCCUGCUGAGAGCUUGGAGCCAGUGUUCAGUCCCCGGAUGCCCUAUUCUGGGUUUCCAGCUGAAGGCAGAAGUGCACUUGCAGAUGCAGAGCCCUCGGAUCCUCCUCCCCCUUACUCUGAUUUUCACCCAAACAAUCAAGAAAGUACUCUGAGCCAGUCUCCAAUGGAAAGGGGUGUCUUCAUGCCAAGACCUCAAGCUGUGGGCUCUUCCAAUUAUGUUUCCACCAGUGCCAGACUGAAGUAUCCUGGAAGUGGACCUGAUCUUGCUUCCCAGAGAGCAGCUGGAGACAGUGAUGAGGAGACAGAUGACAGUGAUUAUGAAAAUUUGAUUGACCCUACAGAGCCCUCUAAUAGUGAAUACUCACAUCCGAAGGAUUCGAGACCUGUGGCACAUCCUGAUGAGGACCCCAGGAACGUUCAGACCUCCCAGAUUUAACUAAACAAAAGACACUGUGCUAGGUACUGUGUUUCUUCAUGGCUUAUGGAAAGGGUCUGUUGAGAACUCAGUCUGGGAGAAAAACUGCUUUCUCAGAUACCGUGGCUCCUGAGAGGAAAGUCCUUAUGCACAGAACUUGAAGGAGACUCCGUCCCUGGUCCUUAGCUCCAGAUGCAGUGUGCAGGUUUCACGACAGAAUCAUUAAGAUAAUCAAAUUGUCCUAAUUCUGGUGCAAUUCAUGGAUGUACUAGUAAAUUUAGGUCAAGUGAAACUUAUCAGUAUAGUUUCUGUUCUUUAAAAUCGGAAAUUAAGAGACUAAGCACAAUUAGUCUAUAAAUGUUCUAUAAAUCAAAAACUUACCUCUUGCACUAUCAUGCCUUGAAAUUUACUUUUUCAAUGGGAAACAAGUUUAGCAGCAGCUUUCAAAGAACUUCUUUCUAUGAUGAGCCAAAUUCAUCUUUGCCAGAAAAGAAAUUUUGUUAAUUCCAAGAAGCCUGAUUGGAACAAAUCAGACAUACCUUCUCUUGUCUGCAUGACUAAGAUCAGGAGAGAGGGCUUUGUUUCGACUUUUUUCUACUAGCUUGAUAUGUAUUGUCACUUAAAAUGGUUGCCUUUUUAAAAAAUAUAGAAAUACUAACGACCAGUAAGUAAUCAUCCAAAUAAGUAUAUCAUAAAGUAAGUUAAUUAAUUUUCUUUUGGUGGGUAACAGUGACUGGCCUGUUACACUAGCAUACUGUGGUCUCCAGAGACUUAGAGGAGAGACACAGUGGAAACCAGAGGGGUACAUGCCAGUCGAACAGAUUCCAGACACCGUGGCUUUAGCUGAGUUCACACGUAAGGGAUAUAACUCAUUUAGAUCAUCUGACAAAUCCUAGUGUUAGUUUUAUUUGUGGAGGAAAGGAAUUUAACAAACUUUGGGAAUCCUGAUGAAUAAAAAUUGUUUUAAAUCUCAAUAACCAUACUUUUUUUUUAAGUUGUCAUUUGGGAGAUUAUUGCAGAAUGUAUAGAGACAGUUGGGAUGAACUUACUUUUAUUUAAUUACUGCUUGUUUUCUACUUUGGCCCAGUAUGUGUGAAACCACUAAGACAUUCAUGAGUCUGUUGAGCUCUUGGUUGGAUAUGGCAAGACCCACUGUUUUAUGAGGAGGUCACACAUGGAGCUCAUACCUGGGGCUUAACUGUUCUCCUUUAGACUAGUUGAAGCCUAUAAGAAGAAGGAAGUCAUUCGAGAGGCUUGAAAUCCGGCUUUAUCUCGUAGGAGGGAUGUUUACUCCCAAAGCCAGCUCUCACCUGAACCAGCAGUGCUGGAGACCGCCAUUCUUUGGGUGUGCACACCGUGGGUCUGUGUGGUAGCUGUCGGGUUCUGUCUGCCUUACACCACUGCCAUUUGAUUUGAAGUGUUGCAGAUUGUGUUAUCUGCAAAUGUGUUCUAGUUUUUAUCUGCUACCUACGAGCAGCUUCAGCACCAGUGAACUUCAUUUUUUUUUUUGUAAGUGCCGUUGCCAUCUCCUCUGUUCAGACGUUGACAUUCAGGAAAAUAUUAUUUUUAUGCCAUAUUGAAAUCUACAAUGUAUGACAAAGCAGUUAAAUGUGACAAUAAAACUUAUUUAAUCAUGA
Messenger RNA from Perognathus longimembris pacificus (Pacific pocket mouse), 2888 nucleotides. RefSeq names its product abraxas 2, BRISC complex subunit (gene Abraxas2). The record is from RefSeq and is a predicted model, not a curated record. Gene Ontology annotation, cellular component: nucleus. The transcript has 9 exons. Bases 1 to 1272 code for a protein of 423 amino acids. Gene Ontology annotation, molecular function: polyubiquitin modification-dependent protein binding; microtubule binding. Gene Ontology annotation, biological process: protein K63-linked deubiquitination; mitotic spindle assembly; attachment of spindle microtubules to kinetochore. Lineage: Eukaryota; Metazoa; Chordata; Mammalia; Rodentia; Heteromyidae.